Molecule: messenger RNA, 1254 nt
Organism: Triticum dicoccoides
Lineage: Eukaryota; Viridiplantae; Streptophyta; Magnoliopsida; Poales; Poaceae
Product: cyclase-like protein 4
Exons: 6
Coding region: 5-922 (305 amino acids)
Molecular function (GO): arylformamidase activity
Source: RefSeq, a predicted model, not a curated record
CUCCAUGAGACCAUCACCUACCAAUGGUCCAUACACACACACACCUUGUUCCUUUUUGACCGGCCGCAUGCGUAGCAGAAGCAAACACUCCAACUCCACGGCCAUGGAGCUCCUCCCCUUCCUCCUCCUGCUACUCCUGGGCGCCACCGUGGCCUCCGGCGAACCGGCGUACCCUGGCUACGGCGCCACCGACGCCGAGCCGGCGUGCGGCGUGAAGGAGGAGGCGGCGGUGCCUGUGCCGGAGAGGCGCGAGGAGUUCGACGGCGGGCGGAUCCUGGACAUCAGCCACUACUACCGGGAGGACAUGCCGGCGUUCGAGUCGGCGGAGGGCACUCCCGGGUUCCUGCGGCUGGCCCGGUCCAUGCGCAACGGCUCCGACAUCGCCAACUUCUCCGAGCUCCGGCUCACGGCGCACUCCGGCACCCACGUCGACGCGCCGGGCCACGUCUUCGAGCACUACUACGACGCCGGCUUCGACGUCGACACGCUCGACCUCGCCGUCCUCAACGGACCAGCGCUGUUGGUUGAUGUUCCAAGGGACAGCAACAUAACAGCUGAUGUCAUGGAAUCCUUGCAUAUUCCUAAAGGUGCCCGCCGUGUACUCUUCAGAACCUUAAACACCGACAGAAAGCUUAUGUGGAAGAAAGAGUUUGAUUCAAGUUAUGUUGGCUUCAUGGAGGACGGUGCUCAGUGGUUGAUUGAUAACACUGACAUCCAACUAGUUGGAGUUGAUUACUUGUCUGUGGGAGCAUAUGAUGAAUGUAUUCCAGCUCAUCUAGUUUUUCUUGAUAAAAGGGAAGUCAUCCUUGUGGAAACAUUAAACCUUGAACAUGUUGCCACUGGAAUAUACACCUUGCAUUGCUUGCCACUAAGGUUGCGCGGCGCUGAAGGUUCUCCAGCGAGAUGCAUCCUCAUCAAGUAACAACUGUAGCAUGUACUCCCUCCGUUCCAAAAUAGAUGAUCCAACUUUGUACUAACUUUAGUAUAAAGCUGAGUCAUCUAUUUUGGAACGGAGGGAGUAUAUGAUAUGAAAUAAGAAGAUAUGUGUAUCACGUACACGGUACAUCAAUAUGAAUUUGCAAAUGGAUGUGUCCAAUCUCCAGUAGAUAACAGAUGAAACAUGCUAGUCUGUAGAUUUCUGCAAGUACACUUGCUUUGAAUCUGGCAUCUCUGUACAAUGUAAAAGGUUACUAGCGACUCUGUGAAUUUCAGUGUUAAAUUUCAGUAUGGUUGGACUCAAGCCAACCUAGGCCA